AUGGUCAGCUUCGACGUGUUCCAGCGUGCUCUGGAUGGGGACGCUACCGCGAACAACGAAUCACAACACCAACACAAUGCACCGUCGUCGGCUGUUGAAACUCUUCUGGAGCAGACGCAUACCCUUCUGGCCGAAUCGCAAAUUGUCGAUCUGCCUAGGCGAUCACUUUCCCGAUCUCAAAAAGGGGACCCCACUUCUAUUAUAGGGCCCUACGACUCGAAGGACCGUGAGAUCGUGCGACUACAGUGGUCCCUCACCGACUUGCAGACCGCAAACAAAGCCAAGGACCUGGAGUUGGGCGUUGCCCGGCAAGAGCUUCUUAACGCCAAAGAUGCGCUCACAAAGUCGUUUGCAGACAUUUCGGCCCUACGCGAUGAUAUGAAGACUAUGAAGCAAACCCUCGGAAAGGAUCACCAAGCCAUUGUUUACCGGAAGGACAUCGAAUUGUUUGCUCUACGCAAAGGAAACGAGCAGAAAGAAAGAUUUAUGCAAGAGAAGGACGUACAGCUGAACGAGACAUUCCGGCAACAACACGCCACCUUGGAGUUAAAGGAAGCACAACUCAACGUACUCAAAGAACGACUCGCUGCGAUGGAGCGCCAGGCCAGCCCCAAAUUCGGUCACGAUGCCGGAUUCGAAGAGAACGGCAAUGGUGACCACGCACUGGAGGUCCGUCUAUUACGGGUCAAGAAGGGUCGACAACCGCUAUCCGGCUCUGAGGAGGAAAAGGAGGCCAUCAUCGAGCAGCUGAGGCGCGAGCUUGCUGCCGCCACGAAGUCCGCCGAUGACGUCGUGAACCAACAAGCGGAACUGCAAAGAGCUUGGGACAUCAGCAAGAAGAUUCAGAACGCACUCAAAGAAGAGCGGGAACGACAUGAACAGACGAAAGCGUAUCUGCAGGAAGCAAGUGCUGAGUUGGAAGACACCCAAUCGGGCAGGAAGAGGAGCAGAAGUGACCCCUCAGGCCGUCUCCCCACCAUAGAGGAGAACGAUCAAAAUGAGCUGGAGGCUAUGUUCGACACGGCUCAACAAGACAAUCUGCGCUUACACAUGGAAGUUGAAACACUUGAGAAGCGGGUUCGCGAUGCCAAUGCACGUGUCUUCCUUGCAGAUCAGGACAUUGAGGCGCUGCGUGCACAGUUGCGAUUGGAGCACGCCAUCAAUGAAGACAUGGAGACUGCUCGGCCCAGUGUUGUGCACCGUGUCCAUUUCCAGCGCAUGGAGGGCCAGCUCAAAGAGAGCAGAGAUGACCUGGCUAAGAAAGAGGCGGAAGUACAGAAAUUGAGGACCACCUUAGCUGAGAAGGACCGUCAGCUGGAAACACUCCGGGUACAUAUGCAAGCCGCUAUGAAGAAGAGCGAGUCGGUCCGGGACGAGAUCGAGCAGCUGAAGCAAUCCGUUGUGGACCUCGAGGCAGCAAAGGAGAGGCUUAUGCAAGACCACGAGCGUCUCGCGGCGCAGAGUUCUAAGCACCGCGUACCUUCAGCCGAGUACACCUCAGCGCGAACAAGUGGUGCGACGCUCAUCAACGAACAUAGCCCGCCACCAUGGCUGACGCCCUCAGAUGAAGUCCCACCUGUACCUGUUGCGCCUAUGCUUGGUAGUCCUAUCUUGGGCAGCGUACAGCAAAGAGACACGGCACGUGGUCACCGCAGAAACCAGAGCGACUCGCAGAGGCACAGCAUGAUCAGCAAUGCCCCUGCAGCAGACAUGCGUCAUCUGAAGAGAAGAAGCGGACUGGGGCUACGGGACAUGGUGAAGCGCAUCGUCAAGAAGGACACCAGUAUUGAAGGCGCAGUUCGCAGCCCGACCAUCUCUGAGCCUCAGUGGGGCAACACAUCCACUUCACCAGUCAACAAUGCGACUCCGAAGGCCGUCGCAGCACCUCUCCGCGAGCGCCCAUUGCCUCUCCAAUCUCACCCGCCAGUGCCGAAGAAAGACGACGACCCAAUGCCCCGACCGAUCCCUCGCCCCAUCUCAGGUCCCCAAAACCUAGCAAACCGCCCAAGGACAAGCACAGCACCCACUGCCUCCAUUCCUCGACGCUUUCCCAGCAGGAAAGAACUAGAUGAGCAGCACCUGCAACGGCCACGCACAGCAACACAACCAGUCAUCGGAACUCAAACAGCCGUGCUUUCGAAAGCUGUACGCCCGCCAAACCCAAGGAGGAGCUCACAGCCGAGAUACUAUACAAGUCCUGCGGCGAUGGCGGUUGAUAGUAAGGAGGAUUUGAGGCUGCAGGAUGUUAGGCCGCAGACCGCUGUUACGGCGCCUUUGGUGGGGGGAGGGAAGGGGGAUAGGCAUGCAAAGCAUGAUUCAGGGGUUGGUGCUAUUACAGAUGGUGAGAAGAGCAAGCUUAGUAGAUUGAGUUGGGGGAACACAGCGAAUAAGCUGAAGCGGAGAAGUCUGUAUUGA
Messenger RNA from Macroventuria anomochaeta, 2415 nucleotides. RefSeq lists its product as uncharacterized. Lineage: Eukaryota; Fungi; Ascomycota; Dothideomycetes; Pleosporales; Didymellaceae. The transcript is spliced from 2 exons. Bases 1 to 2415 code for a protein of 804 amino acids. The record is from RefSeq and is a predicted model, not a curated record.